This is a messenger RNA of Pecten maximus, 986 nucleotides long. RefSeq lists its product as uncharacterized. Gene Ontology annotation, cellular component: trans-Golgi network. The record is from RefSeq and is a predicted model, not a curated record. Bases 112 to 939 code for a protein of 275 amino acids. Lineage: Eukaryota; Metazoa; Mollusca; Bivalvia; Pectinida; Pectinidae. The transcript has 6 exons.
UAUCAGAUUAUUAUUUGACGUAUUUAUGUGUAUCACGUAUAUCGCCAAUGUUUUAUGUGUGGUAUUUCAUGUUCGUAACCUAACCGCCUAGAGUAUAAUAGAUCAUCAGCCAUGACACCGACACUGGUACUGAUGCUGGGAUGCAUUGGAAUCUCCUUGGCACAGAUCCCAACCACAUGUAAAAAGAUAUCGCCAUGCAUCUGUAAGGAUGAAAACGGACGGUUUGUAGAUCUGAGACCACUGGCACGGCUCGAUGGAACUCCCAGAUACCAUGACGUACCCCUCACGGACGGGCUUGAGGCAUCAAAGACUGUCUACUCAUACAAUCCCUGUUAUGGGUUUAACGAGGGACCUACUAACAGUACCUGUAAAAAUGUGGCCGUGUGCAAGAGCACCAACGGAACCUCUAAUUUCCUUGACCUAGGAAAUCAAAAGUCAGCCAGAUUCACCCAUUUUGACAACGGAAAUUUAUCCAUUUUAUAUACUUCAAAGGAUAAAAACUUCCACACAAUACUCACUUUGUACUGUGCAGAAGAAGUCGGAGAACGAGUGUUUUACGUACAAGGAGAUAUGGGAAACAAUUUUACUUGGUUGCAGUUGUGGACAAAAUACGCAUGUCCGCGGAAUGAGAGCGAUAUUGAAGAUUUCGAGUUUGAUGAUACGAUAAUCGAAGCAACAGAACCAGUUUUCUCUACACCUGCGAUUCCCCACGUGGUAACCAUGACUACCCGUCCAGAACCUUCUCCUGCGACUGUCAGCCUCAUCGUACUCCUACUCCUUGCCAUCCUAGUGUGUGUAACCUUGAUAUUAGCCGUCCUGGUGGGAUCAACUCUUAUUCGUAGUGCAAAGAAGAGACUGUUCAGAGAUACCGUUAUGUACCAACCCGUACCAACGGAACCACAGGCAUAUUACGACAAAAACUUCGGCAUUAUUUUGUAGAGAGUUGUAAUUUUAAGCCUAAAUAAUAAAAUGAUAUAAACUCAACA